Messenger RNA from Ahaetulla prasina, 1140 nucleotides. RefSeq lists its product as uncharacterized. Gene Ontology annotation, biological process: DNA integration. Gene Ontology annotation, molecular function: nucleic acid binding. NCBI's taxonomy places the organism in Eukaryota, Metazoa, Chordata, Lepidosauria, Squamata, Colubridae. The record is from RefSeq and is a predicted model, not a curated record. The transcript has a single exon. The annotation marks the transcript as partial.
CUGCUGUGGGGCGAUCGAGUGGUGAUCCCGGAGAAAUUGAGGGAAAGGGUAUUGGACCUCCUCCACGAGGGUCACCCAGGGAUCGUAAGGAUGAAGGGGCUAGCAAGAAGCUAUGUUUGGUGGCCACUAAUGGACUCAGAAAUUGCUGAGAGGGUAGGAAAAUGCCAGGCUUGCCAAGAGUCCAGACCUCUACCCCCAACGGCCCCAGUCAGGGAAUGGGAAAAACCCCAAGGGCCCUGGUCGAGAAUCCACAUUGAUUUUGCUGGCCCUUUCCACGGCCAAACCUUCCUAGUGGUAGUCGACGCUUUCUCUAAAUGGUUGGAGAUCAUCCUCAUGAGAUCCAUGACAGCCGAGGCAGUAAUCGCAGCCCUGCGGCAUCUAUUUGCAACCCAUGGGUUGCCCGACACGCUAGUAUCCGAUAACGGCCCGCAAUUCACGGCAACCCAGUUUGAGGAAUUCUUGGCAGAUGAGGGCAUCCGACAUGCCCUCUCUGCGCCUUUCCACCCUGCGUCGAAUGGCCUUGCAGAGCGUUCCGUCCGGAGCGCUAAAGAGGCAUUGUCCAGACUCAAGCCAGGCGACUGGCAAACAAAGAUAGAUUUCUUUCUGGCCGUUCAGCAUAGAACCCCCAGCACUGCUACAGGCAGAAGCCCAGCCGAAUUAUUGAUGGGACGGAAGCUCCGGUGCCCACUCGACCGGUUAAAUCCCCAUUACACACCAGAGGGUUACAAGGGGGAACUGGAAAAAACGAGAGAAAUGGGCAUAGGCGACCGAGUGUGGGCCCGCAACUAUGGGGACGGCCCAAGUUGGCUAGCAGGGCAAAUCAUAAAAGCAACCGGUCCAAAGUCAUACUUGGUUGAGUUAAAAGACAACCGAGUAUGGAGGCGCCACAUAGAUCAAAUCAGAAAAAGAAUAGCCGAACAAUCCGAGCUCAAUGAAACAGACCCUGACCACACACUAUUUGAACCCACAGCUGACUUUAACCCGGGAGAGGCGCAAGACUUAGCUGAGUUCCCGGAGGUCCAGCGACGCCAUCAGGUCCCCUUUGGAAACAGCAGGGACAACUCUGCAAGUAAUCCAAGGCCGGAUGGCCUAGAAAAAGAGCCGGCAAAUAAUCCAGGGCCGGAUGGCCUAGAGAAAGAG